AAGGCGACUUGGGCUUGAAGAUAAUUACCCACCUAAAUCUAGUUCCGACAAUAAGAAUGCGUGGAGCUAUACCUCAGCUCUCCAUACAUCGGCAUGGCUUGUUUCUUCGUUAAGUACCAGAAACAAAUUUUCAACUUUGACUUUGUACUUCAAGAAAUCGCAAAAAUCGAAUGAUAAUGGAUUUCGAUCGAGAGAGUGGAGUCUAAGAACCUUAAGCUGUGGAGAAUCGAACAAAUACAAGCCAAGCUACUGGCAUUGCCCUGGCACCGAACACCUCACGGCUCUUACUCUGGGGCAAGCGUUGGAUGUAGCUGCAGAUCGCUGGGGAGACAAGGAAGCCUUGAAGUCUACGUACCAAGGCCACAGCUUCACAUUCAAACAAAUAAGGGACAAGGCUGACAACCUUGCUGCUGGGCUCCUGCAACUGGGUCUCAGCCCCGGAAACCGACUGGGAAUCUGGGGCCCUAACUCCAGUGAGUGGUUCAUCUCCAGACUUGCCGCAGCCAGAGCGGGACUUAUAGCGGUGCAAAUUGACCCCGCGUACCAAGCGCCGCAGAUGGUGGAAAGCAUCAACAAAGUGGGCAUUAAAGCGCUCAUCUGUUCAGAUUUCUACAAGACCAACAGCUGCUACCAGAUAAUACGCGCUGUGGUCCCUGAACUGGAUAACUGCCCGGAGUCAGGGGUUGAGCUUAAUGGCUCCAGAGUUCCGACACUCAAAACACUGAUCUUCAUGAGCGAUAAGGAGUAUCUAGGAGCAUACAGACUCAGUGACGUCAUGGCGACUGCACGUCCAGAAACUCUGAAAGCAAUUCGAAAAUUGCAGACAAUGAUACAGCCUGACGACGGGUGUACAAUCCAGUUUUCAUCCGGUACGACGGGGUCCCCAAAAGGGGUACUUCUGAGCAAUCACAACUUGAUAAACAACGCCAGGUUUAUAGGACGGCGCCUUGACAUGAACAUGCUGGGGGCCAAGACACUGGCUGCCACCCAGUUGUGCCACUCCGCCGGCACUUUGGCAGUCCUCCUCUGUGGACUCAUCCACGGCAUAACCUCCGUCAUACCAGCACCUGUGUUCGAUGCCAGAAAGGUGUUGGAAGGAAUAAUACAAGAGAAAUGUACGCACAUUUUCGCAACCCCAUCUUUGUAUCUGGACAUGAUUACGACGUCACAAGACCUGGGCCUUAAGGUCACUACGCUUCAGGUGGCAGCUUACGGAGGAGCGCCAUGUUCCCAGAAGCUGGCCCUGCAGAUAAAAGAGACGUUCAACAUCAGGACCCUGACACCUGUCUAUGGAAUGACCGAGUUAUCGAGUGUUUUUUCUACAAAAUUCGGUGACUCCUUAGAACAAACGACGACGACAGUUGGUUUCGUCGCGGACCACACUGAGGUCAAAGUUGUUGACAAUAAAGGACGCAUGGUUCCCAUGGGAACUCCUGGAGAGCUAUGGGUACGAGGCUACAAUGUAAUGUUGAAAUACUGGGAUGAUGAAGAGAAGACACGUCAGUUCAUUAGUCCAGACGGAUGGGCGAAAACCGGGGACCACUUUGUGCUGCAUGAAGACGGAUAUGGUCGACUGGUCGGUCGAAUCAAGGACGUGAUCAUAAGAAUUGGAGACAAGAUCUUCCCGAAAGAGGUUGAAGAUUUCUUCGUUGGACACCCUGAUAUUCUUGAAGCAGAGGCGUUCGGUGUACCGGACCCUAAAGUCGGGGAGGAAAUCUGUGUCUUCCUACGGCUAAGAGUAGGUGUAACCCUCACCGAGCAGGAAGUCAGAGACUACUGUAAGGAUAAGAUUGCUGAGUACAGAAUACCGCGGUACAUUAGGUUCGUGAAGGAAUUCCAGAGGACCGUAAUCGGCAAAGUGCAGAAGUUUCGUCUGCUGGAGAAACUACAGGAAGAAAUACACGUAAUACAAAACUGAUAAAAUUAGUAGGAUUUCUGGUUUUUACAGAGGAGGAUCUACAGUAGCAAAUCAGAGAAACAUAAUAGAAUAGAACUUUUUUGUGUAAAUUGUGGAAAACAAUUACCAAAAACAGAAGGGAAACUGUUUAUCCAUUAAGAUCAGACUAUGAUGUGCUGGUUGUUCGACGACGCAUCUGAAUGGGCAUGAACUCUUCACAUGUUGAAUAUGUUGCUUUUAAUUUUACAUUCGUAAUUUUUAUAGAAUUUCCUCAAAGUUUCUCUGCCUUAAAAAACAGUAUGUUAAAAUACUUUCAUCAUUUACUUCUACAUAUGUUCUUUUAAUUUUUAAACUAAGUACUUUUAAUGGGUUGUGACAUGACGUCUAUUAAACUCUUUAAAUCAAUUGCCUAAAACAUAUUUUAAAAAGACUCAAUGCAAGUAAUCUGCAAUAGAUUUAAUCAUUGUUACUUUUAAGCUGUUCAAGCUAGUCGAUUCAAACUCUAAUAAUCAGCCAUCAAACUAAAUGUUCAUAUUUUGAAAGGUGAAACAUACAGAACAAAAAAGAAAUUACAAAGUCGUUUCGGCAGCAUUACGAAGUAUUUUCUAACACAGAUAAAGAUUUCUUUUUUGAAAGCACUCUCAAUUAAGCUGUAUUUUAUAAAUGAGAUAGGUUUAUUUGAGAACUAAUCCCGAAAAUGCCAUUUCACAAGAGAACGUCUUACUUAUCUCCUGUGUAGGUCGAAAUGCGCCACAUUUAAAGCAAUAUUU
Messenger RNA from Zootermopsis nevadensis, 2667 nucleotides. The record is from RefSeq and is a predicted model, not a curated record. NCBI's taxonomy places the organism in Eukaryota, Metazoa, Arthropoda, Insecta, Blattodea, Termopsidae.